This is a messenger RNA of Xiphophorus couchianus (Monterrey platyfish), 3721 nucleotides long. Its product is annotated as oocyte zinc finger protein XlCOF6.1-like. Gene Ontology annotation, biological process: regulation of transcription by RNA polymerase II. Lineage: Eukaryota; Metazoa; Chordata; Actinopteri; Cyprinodontiformes; Poeciliidae. Bases 1408 to 2619 code for a protein of 403 amino acids. The transcript has 2 exons. Gene Ontology annotation, molecular function: RNA polymerase II cis-regulatory region sequence-specific DNA binding; DNA-binding transcription factor activity. The record is from RefSeq and is a predicted model, not a curated record.
AUCUACCCAACUGUUAAAAGUUUGUGUAACUAAAAUUUGUUUUUAUUUUGAAUUCAAAUCAUACAUGUUUGUUGUAGAUUUUAAUUAUUGUAAUUUAUUUUGCUUCAUUCUGACAUUAUUUAAGCAUUCAACUUUGGUACCUGAAGCAUCUACAAUACUCCUGCCCAACCCCUUAACUGCAGACCAAUCACAUUAUCUGUAGCAGCAAUAGCCUCGCCGUCUGAGUUUGACAAUUUCAUGCGAAAUUAAUACAUGAUGUGAUGCAACAAAUCUAUGUAAAAAAUAUAAAUAGAACAGAUUCUUGUUUAAUUGCAGGUUGUUUUUGUCCUAAAAUGAAAGAGUUGGAAGUUUGUAAUUAAAUAAUGUUUUUAGCAUAUUUAAAAUGUUCCCUUUGUUAGAUGCAUCCUUACUCCAACAGACCAGGAUCAGCUCUGAACAGACCUGCUGACCAGCCAUUCAUUUGAUUCGGGUGUGUUGGAGCAGGGAAGCACCUGAACGUUGCAGGAUGGUAUUUCUCGAGGACUGGACUUGAGCUCCCCUGAUCUAGAUAUUCUUAAAGACUUUGUGGUACAGAUGAUGAAACAUAUUAAGAUUAUUAAACCAACAUAUAUAUCUUAACAUAGCGCAGGUAAAACUUUCAAUGUUUUCAACAAAAAUAAAGUUCUCCAAGGAUGAUGAUAGAUCUACUUUGGUUAUUUGACCACUAGAUGGCAGCGUAACUCAAUCUAAAAAACAAAGCUGGCACGUUACUGUCUCCAAAACCUAUUGGGGAGCUUUGUGAUAUUUUCAGUCAAAAUAGAGUUUAAAGAAUAACAGAACAACUAUGUAUUUUAAGCAUUUCAUGAAUUAAUUUCCAUCCAACCAUACAGUGGUAUUGGUGUUCUUUCACUUAGUAUGAACCUCAAAUGUAAUUUACUUAAAAUCUCUUUGAAUAUUGUGAUUAAAUAAUUUAAUUUUUAUGUGUAGAAUUGUAGCCUAAUGUUAAAUGUACAGACACUGAAGCGCCUUUUACAGGUUUCGUCCGGCGGGAUACAGAUCGAGCUUUUAUUUUGAAGGCUAAUAUGACCCGCUCGCUACCGGAAGUUAUUGUCUCCUAGCAGCAGUUGCUAGUGAGCGAUAAAAGUAUUGUUUCCUUUACCCAUUUUACGUUUUCAUGUGUUGUCAACCUUUUAGAGUCUUUCAAACAUGCUUUGAAAACCACAGAGGGUUUAAUCGUCUGUGAGGAGUAAAUAUUUUUGUUGUUGUUUCUCUUGGUUUCCUCGGAGUGUUAGCAUCUUCCGUUAGCUGGAAACAGACAGUCAGCGAUUCAGAGACGCUUUGGUGGAGAACAGACCGUUUCUGGUGGAGUGUGAGGAGGGGAAGGUUUCUGCUGUGGCCGGGUGAAACCCAAAAAAAUGAAGCGAAACAAUGGAGGAACCGACACACAGAGAGCAGAUGGACUCCGACUCUCAUGACAUCCAGCAGCUGACGGUGGUUAAAGAAGAGCUUCCUCUUGAGGAGGAGAACUGCAGUCCCAGACCAGACCAGGAGGACCAGAAGUCUCCACAGAUUAAAGAGGAGCAGGAGGAGAAUGAGAUCACAGAGUUCAUAUUUGAUCCUGUAUCUAUAAAAAAUGAAGACGAUGAAGAGAAACCUCAGCUCUCAGAGCUUCAUCACAACCAGACGGAGCUGAACAGAGAAGAUACAGGAGCAGAACCAGAUGAAUGUUUGGAAACUGACGAGGAAGACAAAGCAUCGGGUUCUUCAGAGACGGACGUCAGUGAUGGGAACUGGGAGGAGAGCAGCGAAGCUGAAUCCGGUUCAGACUCUCUGAGAAACAACAAAUCUCCUGUAAGUGAUGGAAACUGUGAGAGAGAUGACAAGCUUCACAUCUGUGGUGAAUGUAGUAAAGCAUUCAAACGCAGAUCAUGUUUGGUACGACACAACAGAAUCCACACAGGAGAGAAACCCUUCAGCUGUUCCAUCUGUAGCAAAUUGUUCACAUGGAAACGAGGCUUGGUUAUACAUAUGAGAACGCACAGCGGAGAAAAACCUUUCAGCUGCUCGGUCUGUGGUCAAAGGUUCUCAAGAAAGGAGUCUGUGACCUCUCACAUGAGAUGUCACUCAUCAGAAAAACCUUUCAGCUGUUCCAUUUGUGGGAAAAAGUUCAACAGGAAGGAAAAUGUUCUUCGGCACAUGAGAUGCCACACUGAAGAAAAGCCGUUCAGUUGCUCCAUUUGUGGACAAAAGUUUGGCAGGAGGGAAAGUUUAAGCUAUCACAUGACGCAUCACACUACGGAGAAACCCUACAGCUGUUCUGUCUGUAACAAAGCUUUUACUCUGAAAGUAACUUUGAUGGAACAUACAAGAUUUCACACAGAGGACAGACCAUUCAGCUGCUCUGUCUGUAAAACUGCUUUUAAAAGAAAAGCCUAUCUGACAGAGCACCAAAAAAUUCACACUGGAGAGAAACCUUUCAGCUGUUCAGUCUGCAGCCGAAGCUUUCGUCAGUCUAACAGCCUGAAGCGCCACAUGAGAAGUCACACAGAAGAAAAACCUUUCAGCUGCCCCAUCUGUCAAGCAACAUUCAAAUGGAAAAGUGCUUGCGUAAAACACGUAAAAAAUCACACAGGUGAAUAACCAGUGAAGUAGAGAUGCAGUGUCUUGCAAAUGUAUUCAUACCCAUUAAAAUUUCCCACAUUUUCUAAUGCUACAACAACAAACAGCAGUCCAGGGUUUUCAUUAAACCAACAAAAAAUAGUGAAUAAUGGUGUGGUGGGAAGAGAAUGAUUGUUUUUCAAUAUCAUUUUAUCAGUUAUUGCAAUCGGUUGAUGGUAUUCAUUGCUACUAUGGGUGGAACAAGCAGUGAUUAGAUUUUUAUUAAAUCUGUAGCAGAUGAUGUUUGGAAGAUGGAUGGACAAAAAAUGUGGGCGUGGGUUGAAGGUGCAUCGCUCAGUAAAUCUGAAUGUUAUUUAAAAAGUUCAUUUCAGUGACUUAACUUUAAAUGAAACACAUUAUAUAAAUUAAUUACACACAAACAGAUGUUUUUAAACUUUUAUUUCUUAAUUAGAAUGAUUUUUAACUUUAAACCAAAGGAAAUGCAGCAUUUCAGAUUAAAAUACUAUAUUAAAUUAACAAAAAACACUUUUAAAACAGAAAUGUUAUAACAAAUUAUGUUUAACUUCGGAUUAAAGGUUGUUUUCAAAGCAUACUUUAAUCUGACAGACAAGCCUCAUAGUAAAUAGGCAGUUUUAUGGCUGAUUACCAAUUUUAGCCGAUGCCAAUUUCUGUUGUCUGAAAAGUAGCUAAAUGUAGCAACAAAAUCUCUAACUCUGCACGGUUAGCUUUUUGAUUCAGUGGUGUUGUUGCAGGAAUGUAGCCAAAAAUUUGCAGGACAGCAAAACACAAACGCUAGAGUUGUAAAGGCUUUAAAUUGUUGUAAUGUUUCAAAGUGCCCCAGUGAAAAUUCAGACAUAAGGUUAACUGAGAAUGUGUGGUGAAAAUUGAGAUUCUCUGUCCAAUCUUACAGAGAUGAGCUUUAUUGUUUAACCAUAAAGACUCAUUUUUACUUUACAUAAAAUGCAAGAAAAAACAGAUGUUUGUGGUUUCAAAGUGACAAAAAUGUGAAAAAUUCAGGGGUGUGAAUAUUUUUUAUGCAAAGUGUAACAGUUUGCCCUGUUUGGAUUUUGUUGUGACUCUUUAAUUGAUGUGUAGAAUUAAAUAAACUCUGCUGCAUGUCUGA